AUGAAGUUUCUUAAUGUAGAGCAGGAUGCAUCCUGCAAGCGCAAUGCAUUUCUUAUGCUACUCCAUGUUAGCCAAAAUAGCGCCUUGGAAUACCUUUCCACUUGUCUUGACCAGAUUCAUACUUUUGGUGACAUCCUGCAACUUGUUAUCGUUGAACUCAUAUACAAGGUCUGUCUUGCUAAUCACUCCGAACGCGGUCGAUUCAUUCGAUCUAUUUAUGCAUUGUUGCAAUCAAGUAGUCCAGCUGUUCGCUAUGAAGCUGCUGGCACUUUGGCAACUCUUAGCUCGGCUCCUACCGCCAUCCGGGCUGUAGCUUCAUGUUACAUUGAUAUAAUCUUAAAAGAAAGUGACAACAAUGUGAAAUUUAUUGUUUUGGACAGACUAAUUUCACUUAGGCAAACGCAUGAAAAAAUUUUACAGGACCUCGUUAUGGAUAUUGUUCGAAUUCUUGGAACUUCUGAUCUUGAACUGCGUCAGAAAACACUCGAGAUUACAAUUGAUUUGGUAACUGUUCGUACUGCCGAUGAACUGUUCUUUUAA
Messenger RNA from Protopolystoma xenopodis, 540 nucleotides. The record is from the annotation of a GenBank genome assembly. NCBI's taxonomy places the organism in Eukaryota, Metazoa, Platyhelminthes, Monogenea, Polystomatidea, Polystomatidae.